Phytophthora infestans T30-4 is the source of this 684-nucleotide messenger RNA. RefSeq lists its product as uncharacterized. The transcript has 4 exons. Bases 1 to 684 code for a protein of 227 amino acids. The record is from RefSeq and is a predicted model, not a curated record. NCBI's taxonomy places the organism in Eukaryota, Oomycota, Peronosporomycetes, Peronosporales, Peronosporaceae.
AUGGCGUCAAUCAACGAUUCUACUUCGCCUUCUUCUUCUUUCCUGUCGCCAAGUUCCAAUGAUCGCAGUGCGAAUAACGAUGAAAAUCUGCGCCGCCAAGUUGGACAAAUUGUGGCUGAUACACAGCAGACCAUCGACUCGCACCUGACGCUCUUCCGCGUGGGGCUCAUGGUGAUGGUCGCCGCUUCGGUUGGGGCAUGCGUCAAGCUCAGCGGCUUGCUCAAUCGCGUCAAUAAGGUGGAGGAUAUUCCGUUGUGGCAGUUCGCGAGGCGCAAGAAGCUGCGCGUGCGCUUGAUUCGCCAGUCGCGCCAAGACCCGAGCAUCUUCUACGUCUAUCAUACGCCGUUCUUUCGUCGUGUGGUGCUGCAAGACGUGCUACCACAGAGUUUGGCAGUAAGUGUAAGUGGGAAGAAGGAGAGCGACCUGCUCGCAGUUCGACUGUUUGGCGUACAAGUGGAUGAGACCUCGGAGGAGUGGGUAUGGUUCAACUUUGUGUCGUCACAUCGGUAUUUGACGAUUCAGCUGCUGCAACGAAUUAGUGUCGAAGGAAGUGAGAGGGUGGCAACGUGUAAUAUCGCAUUACGGAGGUGGCCCUUGGGAAAAGAUUUUGCUCACGAGCUAGUUUCCCAUGGCUAUGCCGAGUGCAUUCCCGAAAAUCUUGAAAACUACGACAACGGAUCGUAA